Molecule: messenger RNA, 1427 nt
Organism: Aedes aegypti (yellow fever mosquito)
Lineage: Eukaryota; Metazoa; Arthropoda; Insecta; Diptera; Culicidae
Product: vacuolar protein sorting-associated protein 16B
Exons: 7
Coding region: 46-1389 (447 amino acids)
Biological process (GO): vacuolar transport; intracellular protein transport
Cellular component (GO): cytoplasm
Source: RefSeq, a predicted model, not a curated record
UUUUGCAAUUUCGUAGAAGACCACUUGAGGUGAAAUAAAUCAAAAAUGGAAUCAAAAGACGAUGAUUACUGGAACGACUCCGCCAACAAAUCUUUCAACUUCGACGAAGAUGACGUGGCCAUUCUGGAACUUCCCACCGGAGGAGCUAACCGGCGAAGCCUAUUUGGAGAGGACACCGCCUCGGAAGUGAACUAUGCCUUCGUCCAGAGCGAACUGCCACUGCACAUGAUAAUCGCGGACAGCGAUCUGACGAUGAUUCUGGAGGACCAGUCCCGUAGCGAAAGGGCCAUGCCGAAGGGCGCCAGCGUGGAAGAGGAACUGAAAUUACUUCGCAAGAAGCUGCAAGAGCUUAAUUUUGCUCCAUCGGCACCGUGUGUCGUGGCGAAGCUGAUUUUGGGGAAAUGCUGUUCGCUGGAAAUGUUCCGGUCUCUACAAGAAAAGGAAGCCCUGCUGGACGAGGCCGUGGCCAGUGGGAAUGGGAAUGCCAUACUGAAAGUUGUGCUCUUUUUGGAGAAGACUCUGAAGAAGAAGCUGCUCUACCGAUUGCUUCAAACCAGACCGGAAGCGGUUAGUCAUUACGUGAAUUAUAUGGCGUUGAGGCUCCAGGUCACCGAAUGUACGGAUCUAUUGACGUACCUUGGAAGACAUCAUGAAGCAAGCUUACUCCAGUUCUCUAUCUACGUGCGGAGCACAUCAAAUAUUGAAUUCAAGCGACAACGGUUAAAAAAGAUCUACUGUGACUAUUUCUCCCAGCCAGGAGCAAACAGUUUUUAUGCUCAGCUAGUUGCAAAUUACAUUAACUUGCUAGAUCUCCAAGUAGCGGAACAACACUCGAACAGUUCUACAGCCGGUUCGAUUCUGGACCGAUCCGUCCUGGAAACUCUUUUCUACAUCUGUGGCCGGUACAAGUGGGGCGAUACCUCCCACCAAACCAAUGAAAACCCCUUCAAGCUGGCCGAAGCUCACCAGGUGGCACAAUCCCAGUUCGAGUGGGUAGCUCUGAACGAGAGGGCCAAGAAUCAGGCGUGGAUGGACUUUGAGCACAUCUUCGAGAAGAAGGCGUGGCUCAACUUGAAGCAGAAAUCUCUCAAUAUUCACAUCCCCAUCGAUAAGACAAUCCUGCGGCUUUUCUCGCUUCACGCACCGGAUCCAGUGUUGAACAAUUUCCUCGCCAAAGUGGAAGAUCCUCAGCGAAGGCUUGCCUUGGCCAGGCGAGUCAAUGCCAAGAGGGGAAUAGUGGAUGCGCUGGUUGCCUUGAAGGAUCGAGUUGAGCUGGAAAACUUCGCCCGGUCGCUGGAAAGUGGAACCGAGGAAAGGUACUAUGCGGACAAUGCUUUCAAAUCAUUGAACAAUAAGUGGAAAAGUGAUGCCAUCAAGUUAAUCAAAUAAUUCGAUUUCCUAAGUAUUAAUACAAUUCCAAUCGCCGA